Messenger RNA from Magnusiomyces paraingens, 4014 nucleotides. RefSeq lists its product as uncharacterized. Gene Ontology annotation, biological process: positive regulation of transcription from RNA polymerase II promoter by galactose; DNA-templated transcription. Gene Ontology annotation, molecular function: DNA-binding transcription factor activity, RNA polymerase II-specific; RNA polymerase II cis-regulatory region sequence-specific DNA binding; zinc ion binding. NCBI's taxonomy places the organism in Eukaryota, Fungi, Ascomycota, Dipodascomycetes, Dipodascales, Dipodascaceae. The transcript has 2 exons. Gene Ontology annotation, cellular component: nucleus. The record is from RefSeq and is a predicted model, not a curated record. The coding region runs from base 1 to 4014 and encodes 1337 amino acids.
AUGAUCCAAGGUGCGGGCCGAUCAUCUUCAUCCUCGAACGCAUCACGAUCAAUGUCUCAACAUUCUCGGCAGCAAAAUCAACAACCCCCUUCACUUAAGCAUGAGGCUGACGAUGACGAUCUCGACGACAUUGAUGACAUGGACGACAUGGAUGACGAUGACCAUUCCAGUACAUUUUCUCAACAACCUAAGCCAAAACGUCAACGCGUUUCCAUCGCCUGCGAUUUAUGCCGUAAAAAGAAAAUCAAGUGCGAUGGGAAAACACCAUCGUGUUCAUCUUGCGCUGCAAACAGAUUACCAUGCGUCUACGCCCAACCAGAACGAAAACAAAAACAAAGAAAGAGUCGAGUUAGCACGCUCUCUCUCUUGGACUCUAGGUUGCGUCGAAUCGAAACGCUCCUCGAAACCGUGGCCCCUUUAAUUGAACAAAACAUUCCGCAGUUAGUUUCUCUUGCUAGCUCCGCGGUCAAAAACCAAUCUCUGAUCACUAAUACCAACAGACGACAUCGACACCGUAAAAACCACCACCAUCAAAACCAAAAUGACUCUGACCUUGAUUCCGAGGAUGCUCAGCUCACAGACGACCCUAACUCGGAUGAAUCUUAUAGCAUUGUAAGUACAACAAACGGCGACAGCGAUAGCGAAAGCGACGACCUCGACAAACAUGGUCCCAAUGUAAAACUCGAGAAAAAUGAUAAUACCUCGGCUUGUGUUUUUAAUGAUGAACAUGAUACCUCAAAGAAACAGCGCAAAACCUUACCAGCAUCUCAAAGCGAAAAGCUGAAAUCAACGGUUGAUACAACUAUCAACGCUUCGAAAACGAAUCAGCAUGGUUCUUUAGCCUUGUCAACAGCUGCUACAACAUCAACAACACCAACUGCAUCUUCAACAAAUGAUACUACAGGGAAAUCAGUUAAUGUCAAAUGGAAUGUCCCUAAUCUGCCCGCAGGAUCUUAUAUUGCUUCAAAAUUUGACCCAGCUCGUGCUCCUCAUGUGGAACCUAGUAAUAUUGCAUCUGUUACUGUACUCAACGGCUUUGAGCAAAUAUACUUUGAAGGUGUUUCACUCAUUUUUUGUUCAUCACAUGGCUUUGGGUGGAUUUCACGUCAGCUUGAAGACCGUGCGCUGUAUGGUCAGCUUUCUCUUGCAUUCCAAGUUUCUCAAGAAAACACAAAAACAAAUCUCACAAAUCUUUUAGACAGUUCCACCUCACCCAUUACUUUUGAUAAAGAUAUUGUGCUACGAGGCUUUCAAGAGUUUAUUUCAGGACUUGGACUUUGGAAUGUUUUCUCUCUCGAGGAGCUAGAUUUCAUGUAUUUUAACGAGUUUGGCUCUCAUAUUCCUCAAACAGAAAAAUAUCAACAUGCUCGCGAGUAUCAAAAAUCUGUAAAUAAAAAAUUUGAAGAAUACGCGGAGGAAAUUCGAAUUAACACCAAAAGCCACCCUGCCACAGAACCAAACAUCCCCUCGGCGUUUGGAACACCAACUGGGCUAAAUGGUUAUGCAGAAAAGCUUUGUGUUGCUGCCAUCACAGCAAUGGGCCUAUCCCUCGAAAUAAAUAGCCCUGGGUGGGUCCCCGAAGGCAUGCCUAAACAAGCCUACUAUGAACUCGUCACAAAAUAUAUAACAAGCGGCAUUUACUAUCUCGAGAGGCUGGCUCUCGCUGGACACUCUAUUCUUGCAGUCAAGGGCAGUCUUUUGCUAGUAUCCUUGACCACUUGCAGCCCCAACUUUGUGCCCCCCUGGUCAUUGCUUUCCAUCGUUGUACGCAUUGCUCAAAAUCUGGGGCUCCACCGACGUGAGCAUUAUGAGAAUUUGCCCCCAGCAGAGUUGGGAUAUAGAUUACACGCUUGGUGGCUGCUAUAUUGCGUCGAAAAGGACAUUUCUCUCAAGUUUGGUCGGCCUUCUACUAUUUUUGAUGGCAAUAUUUCCGCCCCAUUGCCUUGUCGCAUUGAGUUUGAUGUUCUUUCACAACAUAGUUUCUCCAACUUUAAUUUCUUGUUGCAUUUUGUCCUCAUUUACAGGCUCUGGAACCGAAUCCACAUUGAGCUUACUCAAUCUCGCCAACAAUCAUCUCGUGAAGCAUUGCUCAAAAUUCUGGACUUUGAUCGCGAGCUAGAAAAGUGGAAAAACAGCUUACCAUUAGCUCUCCAACCAGACUCUAAGGAAAUGCCUAUCCAACUUAACAUUAGCGCAAAGUUUAACAUGCACGACUGGAUCUUCCGGUUUGGCGUGACUUAUUGCCACGCAGUCUACUACUAUGCUCUCUCAUAUAUUCAUAGACAUGUUGCAAGCCGUCCAAGUUGGAUUUUCCGUGUGACUCGAGUUUCCAAUUCUGAAGAAGAAAAGUCUAAUGGAGCUUCUGAUAAUGCGUCUCCUGCACUUUCGUCACACACUGAUUCGGAAAAAGAUCUUGAGCAAUUUGACACCGAAACAGUGGCCUCACUUUUGGCAGAAAUGCGCAACGGUUACAAAAUGGGCACAGUUUAUAAGGCACGCACCAAAAAUGGCAUCAAGUUAUCAGUGCGCCGAGUUGCUAAGGAGAAUCCGCGACUUUUAGGAUCACCAUACUUAGUAGCCGAAUACUCGCGGAAAACCAUUGUGAGUAUCAUGCGCCUUCACCCGUGGACCAUUCCUUACAUUUGGCGCAUUUCAUAUUUUGGCUUUAACGCUUUUCUUGGUCUUUUCGUAUCGAGCUCUUUCCUUUAUUCGAGCGAUGAGGCUGUUUCCAACAUUUUUUACAUGCGCAAUCUGAUUGAUGUGUUGGAGAGACUUUUUGAAGAAACGCGCGGGUUCAUGUUUAUUUACCAUCCGGAUCGCAUGCUGCGCACGAUGGUGGAUGGAAUCACGGCUCACGUUGAGCGGAAACGUCGUGAAUUAAAUCUCAAAGACCCAGAUAUGCCAGAAAUUAUAACUUCUGAGGAUUUGCGCAAAGUGAGCCAGGAAAAGACGAGCGAAUGGCUAAACAACAGCACGAAUAGACGAGUAUCUCCAGAACCAGCUCCAGCUCCAUUACUGAGGACACAUAGUCAACAGAAGUCAAAGCCAAGCCAAGGUCUUAAUAAACGGUUUACUCAUUUGACUGGUGAGUACAUGGCUGCGCAGAAUAGUUCUGAGGAUAACACACAUCCAUUAUCUUUAUCUCCACCAUUGCCACUUCAAAAACAACAGCAACAGCAACAGCAACAGCAAUUGCCUUCAAAUACUCCUAUACAUGGACCUUCUCCUAUUUUGGCAACUGGAAAAAAUUUACAGCCUAAUAGCCCUCAGUUUUUAAGCCCACAGGUUUCGACAGGUCCUGAUGCAUCGCCAGCAUACUCGUCAUCUGGGUUACAUGUAUUAUCUCCACUUUCUGGAACAACUCCGCUCACAGAGUUUUCUGCGGCCCCUACUGGAUACUCUGAUGCUCAAAGACCCGGAUAUACGACGGCCGCUACUAACACUAAUAUCCCUACGUCUUCGAUUCCACACUCUGUUUCUGGUUCUCAUUCACAGCAAAACCAACAACAGGCUCUUCCGUCACAGCCCACAACAGAGUAUCCUGGAAUCCCGCUUAUGGACCCGUUUACAACAAUGACUGCAGAUACAAAAAGUGGGGAUCCGUUUGGGGGUGUCCACUUUAUGGGGUCUGGCUCGUGGGCCAAUGUGGAUUCAAUGUACAAUUCCAUGUUCGGCAUACUCCCAAUACCUGUAUCAACAGAGGGUGCGCCUAGUGGGACUGGAACUGGUUCUAUGACUGGCGAGUCGCAAGGAACUGAUAGGCAUGCUGGAGGAGGAGGAGGAGGAGGAGGAGGGGGAGGAAGUGGAAGCGGAUACGAUGGUGCUGGUGAGAAAAGGGGAAGCUUUGGGCGCACCAGCUUCGGAAUGGGGUUUGGAGACUUUGAUGCAUUUGGGGGAUUGUUCCCUGAGUUUUCAAACACUGAAACUGUGAAUGGACCUUCGUCGUCUGUUAAUACAGCUGUUUCUGCAACUACGGUGCCUGAUAUUCACAGCGCUGACAGUACAAGAAGAUGA